Molecule: messenger RNA, 2919 nt
Organism: Psylliodes chrysocephalus
Lineage: Eukaryota; Metazoa; Arthropoda; Insecta; Coleoptera; Chrysomelidae
Source: the annotation of a GenBank genome assembly
GUGGAUUCUCAAACGCGGCAUUUGUAGGAAAUAAUUCCUUUAGUACAAAUUCCUACGAGUAUUUUCCUACGACUUCAAUUACAUGUAUUCUUGAAUCAAAGAGGAAUUUAUGUCGAGAAUCAAGUCCCAGUUCAUUAGUUGGAACGUUUUUGUAAACUGUCAAAUCCAUUCUCCUAAUUUUAGUUCUGUGAAUUAAAAUAGCGUCCAAGAUGGAAGGCUAUGUCGCAACCCCUCUAACCGAAAAAGGACUUCAUUCACAGGAUCAGCAUUCAGGAAUAUUUAACUAAUUAUUUUUUAUACCUUUUUGUUUUGUAUUAUUUUAAAUGUUCCGUGUACAGUAAUAUUUACAUAAUUUUCUAUUUUAAAUUCUGUGCUGAUACUGCUGAAAACCAACCAACUAGUUGCUGGCUUGCUAGACUAGGGUACUAAAAGGCCAUACAACUAAAGAAAAGAAGUAGAAAAUCAUUUCUAUGAAAAACCCGCGAAUGGGCGAAUUAAUUUUUUUAGUUUUGUUGGUUACAAGUGGCUACAGUUCUUGAGACCUAAAACCUAAGUAGUCACAAUAAUGCCCCAGUAUAGAGAAAUAAUGCUGUGAACAAAGUUUCUUAAAACUAUAUCAAGUGUUCGUGUUAAUUAAACAAUAUUGAUAUUAAAUCUAUUUUCGUUUAUACAAUUAAGUUCCCUUUAUAAAUAUAUUUCAUUCUAAAUGGAAACGGAUCCCAAAGAGAUGCCUGUUUCUAGGAAAAGACGGCCAAGAUCGAAAUCACCUUCUGAAGAUAAUGCUGAACAAAAUUUAAAAAAGAAACGGCUUGAUAAUGGUGAAGAAAUUAGUUUAAACGAAAUAACCAAUGAACAGGCAAGUUUACAAGAAACAUCUGUGAACGGGUCUAUUUAUGUUAAAAAUGAUUCCGCAUCUGUGAUUAAAGGAGAAACAGAACCUCUAGGAAAACUAGAGUCAAAAUUCUGCAGCAAUGAGACGAAGACCCGAACAAAUAAUGAAAAUAAAAUGGAAAUUUUUACACAGCAGAAAGAGAUAUCUGAAACUGGAACAAUAAAUGAUAUAGAAUGCAACAAUACUGAUGACAAAACACUUAUAAAUAUUUCAGAAGAAAAAUCUCCCGAGAAAUCUGAUCAGUUCAAUAAAAUAGAAGGCACAACUCAAGGUUUAGUGGAAAAUAAAAAAUGUGAGGAAAAUAUUGUUUUAGAAUCUGAAGAAAAAAGAGCAGAGGAUAAGAUUAGUGAGGCACUAAUCCUAUCAUCUGACACUGAUGAAGAUACAACAUUUGAUAAAGAAAAAUUAUUAAAAACACUAGACCACACUCCAACGAAAAAAUUAAAUCCAGAAACUCCAAAUAAAAAACUAACACCCAAACAGAUGCAAAAGAAAUUAGAGGCUGAAAAGAGGAACCAAGAAAAGCAGAAAGACAAGGAAGAAAGAAUGAAAAAGAAACUUGAAGAAAAAGAACGUAUAACACAGGAAAAAUUAAAAAAAAAGGAAAUGAAGGAAAAAGAAAUUGAACUAAAGAAAAAAGAAAGGGAUGAAAAAGAGGAAAAGAAAAGAAAGGAACGUGAAGAGAAAGAACAAAAACGAAAAGAAAAGGAAGAAAUGGAAGAACAAAAGCGCAAAGAAAGAGAACAGGAAAAACAAAAGAAACUACAAGAAAUUGAAGAGAAAAAUAUGGAGAAAUUAAAAGAGGAAGAAAAGAAACAAAAAGCUGUAGCGGCAUUUGUAAACUUUUUUGUUCCUAAAAAGUCUGAAGAAACACAAAGGGUACAAACUUCAAAUUUUCUUGAAUUUGAAGUCAAGUCAGACAUGAAACUGCCUCUUCCUAGAAGAGAAACUAUGUCUACAAAAGAAAAAGAAACAUUAGAAUACUUAAUUCAAAAUCAAAACGAAAAAGCUUCUUACUUAAAAGAUCUCUCAUCUGGAAAAGUAAUUGGAAAAAGCUUAAAAACUUGGCCUUAUAAAGAGACCAUAGAUGAUGAUGUUCUAUUAGUAGAUUUGGGAGAAACUAUUUGUGAAGACAAAUCAAGUUUACAGAGACACAGAGCUAAAUUUUUAUAUUUUCACGAAAAUCGUAGGCCCGCAUAUUAUGGUACCUGGAGAAAAGAAAGUAAAUUUGUUUUACCAAGAAAACCUUUUGGAGAAGAUAAAAAGUUACUCAACUAUGAAGAAGACUCAGAUGAUGAUUGGGAAGAAGAAGAACAAGGUGAAUCUCUUAAUGGUUCUGAAGAUGAAGCAGACAAAGAAAUUGAAGAUGAAAAAGAUGAUUAUGAAGUCGAUAAUGAAUUCUUUGUACCACAUGGACACUUAAGUGAUGAUGAAGUUGAUGAUGAGGAAAUGGCAAGAUUGUCACCUGAUUCCCUCAAACAAAAACUGAAACUUCUCAAAGAAGAAUUUGAUCAAGAUAUGAAAUUAAAAACUCUUAAACUAAAACCCAGAUCAAUUGGCUGUAUUUGGUAUAACAAAGAAGGCACUAAUGUUGAGGAUCCUGUUAAUAAAUAUUUACAACCACUUGCUAUAAUAACUAGACACACUCAGAUAAUUAUUAAAAGCAGAAUUGACAUUGCCAGUUUGGUCAAGGAGAAAAGAAAUAAAGUAAUUAAAGAGUUAGAUCCUGAGCUUAUCCCUUCACUUCUAAAAAUAAUUCAUGGAAGUUCUAAGAAAAAGAGCAUGUUGGUAGAACAGUUUCUAGCCGAAAAUGAACUUAAUGUUUCUAAAGGUUCCUUAAUGAGACAGUUAAAACAAUGUGCGGUUUGGGAGAAGUAUAAAGAUCUAGAAACAAAAAGGUACAAGUUUCGUUGGAUUGUUCAUCAAGAAUUAAGAGAAAAAUAUAAUUUAAUUUAGUAUUUAAGUUUAUGCAUUAUGAUUAUACAAUCUUAAAUAAACCAAUAAAAUGAUGCUGGAAAAUAUCAUUG